CUCAGGAAUUCGAGGGUAGGCUGUUGCCGCUGUUGGCUGAGACUUGGAGUUGAGUUGCGCGAGUUCGGGUUGUGAGGCUAUUGCUUUUUGGGGAUUUUCACCGUGUAGCGGCGCCGCUUUGGGACGGUCUGGGGAUUGUUAGGAGAGCAAACACUACAAAAACGUCUAUAGAUCAACAGCAGGAGCACUAGCGAGUUCUGGGUACACGGUAUCAGCUGGGGAAGUACUGUAAACGAAGUUUGGAUUUAAGAAGUAGGGCUUGACUCGCACUCUUGUGAUUUCUCAAAAUGAUGGUCGGUAAUGUAGAACCCACCAAGGAGCGACCGAGGCCGAGUCCUGACUACCUUAUGCAGCUCAUGACUGAGAAGAAGCUGAUGGCGAGCUUGCCCAACUUCUGUGGCAUCUUUACACAUUUGGAGCGACUGCUGGACGAUGAAAUCAACAGAGUGCGGAAGGAUAUGUAUAAUGAGACUGUAUCGGGUCUCAUUGAGAGUAAUCCUUUAGAUCUGCCUGAGCCUGUGGGACCAGUUAUACAUGUACAAGAGAAACUGUAUGUGCCUGUAAAGGAAUAUCCAGAUUACAACUUUGUUGGAAGAAUUCUCGGACCAAGAGGAUUAACAGCAAAGCAGCUAGAAGCCCUGACUGGAUGUAAAAUCAUGGUUCGAGGUAAAAGCUCUAUGAGGGACAAAAAGAAGGAAGAACAAAACAGGGGAAAACCUAACUGGGAACAUUUAAAUGAAGAUUUGCACGUAUUAAUAACUGUGGAGGAUACACAGAACAGAGCAGAAAUUAAGAUGAAGAAGGCUGUUGAAGAAGUUAAAAAGUUACUUGUGCCUGCAGCAGAAGGAGAAGAUAACCUGAAGAAAAUGCAGUUGAUGGAACUGGCAAUACUAAAUGGAACAUACAGAGAUACCAAUGUCAAAACACCCACAUUUGCCUUUUCUCUUGCAGCAGCGGCCGCUCAGGGGCCAAGGUUGAUAGCUGCACAGCCAGCUCCUGUAAUGCCAGCAACUGCCUUGCGGCAUCCAGCACCAACAGGUGCACCACUAAUGAACAUAAUCAGGCCGAUCCAGACUACAGCAGUAAUGCAUAAUGGAACACCUGCCAUACUUCCCACUGCACCAGAGGCUGGAAUAUUCUAUGCUACACCUUAUGAGUAUCCAUACACACUAGCAGCUACAACACCUUUCUUGGAGUAUCCUGUUGAUCCUACUGGAGUACUGGGUGCUGUUGCCACAAAAAUUCGAAGACACGACACGAGAAUUCAUCCUUACCAAAGGAUUGUGACUACAGACAGAGCUGCUACUGGCAACUAACCCAUGACCUUCUGACCUCUGAACUGUUCACCCAAGGAAGACCUGGCCAUGCCUGCCUGCUGAUCAAUUUACUGGUAAUCGCCUUGCUUGCCUGUUUUGGACUCGGGCACACUCUGUAUUGUUAGCUAACAGUGUUUGAUGACAAAUGUUUUGGCCUUGGUUUUACUCUGUUAGGGUGAAAGUUACCCAAACCUGCACUGAAAGUUACUAAAGCAAUACGUUCAACUCAUCCCCUCACUACCUUCAACCAAUGAUCAUCUCUGUAAAGUUUCUAACAGAUGACUAGAAGCGUCUGAUUAAUAAGACUGACUGGGAUUAUACUGUGGUCUACACAGUAGUGAAAAUUUCUGCAGUGUAGGAGACUUGAACAGUCUCUUGUAUCAUGACACAUUAUGGAUGGACCCAAGCAUGACUUUUUAAAAUUACAGGAAACUGGGAGACUGGAGCUGAAGUUCAUGUGAAAGCUGUUAUUAUCAUAGUGCCGCUAUGCAUAACACAGAACCAACUCAAGGGGAAUGGAGGAAAAGGAUUUUUUUUUUUUUGAGCCACAGUUCCCCAUAUUCUCUGUAUAGAGUACAGUUUCUUUUUCAACUGGAAAUGGGUAUGAAGGUAAUACUUGAGUUGUGCACGUACAGAGUAUUUGAAUUCCAAACAACACUGCCUACAAGCAGAGUGAUGUGGAGAUUCACAAUGCAUCACCUUCAUUUAAACCUGCAGGUGGAUUGCAGUUAGAACAAUACAGCUGCUGCAGACUUCAUAAAGUUGUUUGAAGCACUGGGAGGCUCCAUUUCUCCUGCCUUUUGAUCAGGAUGUCCAGCGAACUUUAACUUCAAACUGUCAUUUCAACCCGAUUCAGGCAUGCAGGAUCAGUGUGUCAUUUUGUUGGAAAAGUUUGCAUUGUGGCUUCGAUUCAAGUAACCUUGAGUAUUUUGCUAAGCAUCUGAACAAGGUUCUCUGUGUCAUUCAAUAUUUACUUACAGGAAAGCUCUACAUUAAUGAGCUCAGAUAUGCUACGUGAAAGCCAUGUUUGCCUAUUCUGGAUGAUUGGUAGGUUGUCAGAAAUGUAGGUACAUUACAUUGAAAUUACAAAGAGAAAAAUGUUACUUUUAUGGGGUGCUGGUGAAGAAAUUCUAUUUUUUUGAUAUUUUUAAUCUUUUUAUAAGUAAUAGAAUAUAUCAGAAACAGAGAAAAUGGGCAGAGUUGAGUGAACCUGGCUAUGAAACUAGUGACCAAAACAGUACACUUUUAUGCAUUAAAUGAGAAUAUGAUUGAAAAUAGUUAAGUGCCUUAUGAACAGUCAUAAAUGUAUUUUGAAAUCCCAUGUUUAACAUUCAUUACCUUUCUUUGUGGGGGGGGGUGGCGCCUUGUGAAACUUAUGAAAAUUUGUAGUAUUAGGGUGCAUUUCAAUUGUGUAUCUACAGAGUCCCUGUUAAAGAACAUUGAUUAUUCUAUGCAAUGAAAUUUACUUGACUAGCA
Messenger RNA from Protopterus annectens (West African lungfish), 2792 nucleotides. Its product is annotated as protein quaking-A-like. Gene Ontology annotation, cellular component: nucleus. Lineage: Eukaryota; Metazoa; Chordata; Ceratodontiformes; Protopteridae. The transcript has 8 exons. Gene Ontology annotation, biological process: regulation of mRNA splicing, via spliceosome. Gene Ontology annotation, molecular function: mRNA binding. The record is from RefSeq and is a predicted model, not a curated record. Bases 288 to 1316 code for a protein of 342 amino acids.